UUUCGGGACACAUUAUACCGCGGCCUGUCAAACGGUCAAACGUUGUUAUUGUCGCGCUGGUUCGGCUGACGGUGGGGCAAAACACAAGCACCAGCAGAGUACGUCAAAGUCACUGCCGCUGGACGACCUGUUUGACCUGCUCGCAGCUGCUCCCAACCGUUUCCCAACUCAACACGUAGCAAUGGAGAUCGUCGGCAACGUAAAGUGUUACGAGUGGGGCAAGCUGGGGCUCGACUCGUUCGUGGCCAAGCUGGCCCAGGCCAACAGCGACGGGCUGGAGGUGAAACCCGACUGCCCGUACGCGGAGCUGUGGAUGGGCGAUCACGUCAGCGGACCGGCCACGCUGAAAACCGACGGCAAAGGGCUGGACGAAGCGAUCCGGGCCGAUCCGGCCGGGAUGAUCGGGUCGUCCACCGGCCAGCAGCUGCCCUUUCUGCUGAAGGUGCUGAGCAUUCGGAAGGCGCUGAGCGUUCAAGUUCAUCCCGAUAAGACGGAGGCGGAGAAGCUGCACCGCCAAUUCCCGGACAUCUACAAGGACCCGAACCACAAGCCGGAGCUGGCGAUUGCGCUGACCGACUUCCAGGCGCUGUGCGGCUUUCGACCGCACGAGGACAUUGCCCGCUCGCUGCAGGAAACGGUCGAGCUGCAGCAGCUGCUCGGGGCGGAAGUGCUUGCCAAGCUCGAAGCACGCGACCCGUCCGCCGUGCGCGUAGGUUACGAACGGCUAAUGCACAGUGCACCCGAAGCCAUCGAAGGUUGCAUCGCGGCAAUGGCCCGUCGGCUGCAAUCCGCCGACAGCGCGUCCGAGCUGCGCGACCUCUUUCUGCGCCUGCACGCCGACUUUGGCUGUGAUGUGGGCGUGCUGUCGAUCUACUUCCUCAACUACCUGCGCCUGCAGCCCGGCCAGGCGAUCUAUCUGGCGGCGAACGUGCCGCACGCCUACCUCGACGGCGACUGCGUCGAGUGUAUGGCCUGCUCGGACAACGUGGUGCGGGCCGGGCUGACGCCAAAGUUCAAGGAUGUCGACACGCUGCUGCGGCUCGUGCGGUACGACUGUCUGCCCGGCGCAAGCAUGCUGUUCCAGCCGAGGCUGCUGCAGCCCGAGCGGCAACCGCACACGCGCACCUUCGUACCGCCCGUGCCGGACUUUGCCGUCGCGGAGAUACGGCUGCCGGCGGCGUCGGCUGGCGGUCUCGAGUACAGCGUCACUAAUCCGGCCAACGGCUCGAUUCUGCUUACCGUUGGGGGCGGUGGAACGUUGGUAGGGCAGGGCCGGGAGAUUCGGCUGAGCAUGGGAACGAUCGUCUUUCUGCCGAGCAGUGCGGGCAAGGAGUUUCUGCUCAGGGUGGACGGGGCCGGUGAGCCAUUCCUAGCGUUCCAGGCCAUGCGCAAUGAUUUCGAAUGAUGUGAUUGGCUUCGAGGAGCCGUGCAAAAGGCUGUAGUGAAUGGAUUUGUUAUUUAUUGUAGAGUUUUUGAAUGUAUACCUUUCGUUUUUGAAACGCCCUAAAAAAGUGCAAUAAAAGUCGUUUCGUUGUAUAGAAUAUUAAGUUGCAACGAGCCUCAA
Molecule: messenger RNA, 1564 nt
Organism: Anopheles arabiensis
Lineage: Eukaryota; Metazoa; Arthropoda; Insecta; Diptera; Culicidae
Gene: Mpi
Product: probable mannose-6-phosphate isomerase
Exons: 2
Coding region: 182-1405 (407 amino acids)
Biological process (GO): carbohydrate metabolic process; GDP-mannose biosynthetic process
Cellular component (GO): cytosol
Molecular function (GO): mannose-6-phosphate isomerase activity; zinc ion binding
Source: RefSeq, a predicted model, not a curated record